Messenger RNA from Anoplophora glabripennis (Asian longhorned beetle), 2015 nucleotides. It is a transcript of the gene Hexo1, whose product is annotated as chitooligosaccharidolytic beta-N-acetylglucosaminidase. Gene Ontology annotation, cellular component: membrane. Gene Ontology annotation, biological process: carbohydrate metabolic process; glycosaminoglycan metabolic process; ganglioside catabolic process. The record is from RefSeq and is a predicted model, not a curated record. NCBI's taxonomy places the organism in Eukaryota, Metazoa, Arthropoda, Insecta, Coleoptera, Cerambycidae. The transcript is spliced from 5 exons. Bases 39 to 1889 code for a protein of 616 amino acids. Gene Ontology annotation, molecular function: beta-N-acetylhexosaminidase activity.
UGUUAUUACCUGAUACAGUGUCAUCUUCCAUUCAAGUAAUGUCCGCUAGACUUUGUAAGCGUUUAUUUAAAGAACUAAAAGGUAUGGGAGAAGUGUACCCUGUGAUUUUUUUGGUAUGUUUGAUGUUCGGCGCCAUAAGUGGCUUGAGCUCAGUAUGGUCCUGGCAGUGCGAAAAAGGGUAUUGUCAAAAGAAAUUAAUAACUAAUGAAACGGAAAAUACAGCCCUCAGUCUACCAGCAUGCAGACUAUUCUGCUCCCAAUCGGCAGCGUUGUGGCCAAAGCCUACGGGUACUGUGUCAGUGGGGAAUUUCCUAGCCAAAAUUAACGUCAACAGUAUCGACGUGGAAGGGAUCAAAUCGGAAACCACUACAACUGAUCUAGCCCAAGCGGCGGCGAAAAUUUUUAAAGAACAAAUCCGGAUACUAAUCCCCAAGAACGUCAACCCAACAGGAGGCAAAUCGUUAAUCGUCAAUCUGGAUAUACAAAAUCCUAAUAUCAACAAAAUUACUUUGGAAUUGGACGAGAGCUAUACUUUGCAAAUAUCAGAAUCUUCCGAUGGAAGACUGAAAGCGUUGAUCACGGCUGCGACGUUCUUCGGAGCACGCCACGGUCUACAAACGCUAAACCAGUUAAUAAUUUACGAUGAUUUGAGGGAUGAAUUGCAAGUUCCGAGGGACGCGUCCGUGACAGACAAACCCGCAUACCCCCACAGAGGAAUACUACUCGAUACUUCUAGAAACUAUGUUACGGUGGACACAAUCAAGAAAACAAUCAAAGGCAUGGGAGCUUCGAAAAUGAACACUUUCCACUGGCACAUCACGGACUCUCAUAGCUUUCCCUACGUUUCCCAAUCCCAACCUAGAUUAUCCAAGUUAGGAGCUUAUUCGCCUACUAAAAUAUACAGUCCCAGUGACGUGGCAGAGAUCAUCCAAUACGGAAAGGAAAGAGGUGUGCGAGUGAUGCCAGAGUUCGAUGCGCCAGCUCACGUAGGAGAAGGCUGGCAAGAUACUGGUUUAGUCACGUGUUUCAACUGGCAGCCCUGGCAGAGUUAUUGCGUCGAACCUCCUUGUGGACAGUUCGAUCCGACAAAAUCUAAGCUCUAUGAUGUCAUCGAAGAUAUCUAUGGUGACAUGAUCGCGCAGUUCCAACCUGACAUCUUCCACAUGGGCGGUGACGAGGUCAAUUUCAACUGUUGGAACAGCACGGACAGCAUUGUGGAAUGGAUGGCCAAAGAAAAGGGCUGGGGAAGAACAGAGGCGGACUUCGUGAAGCUUUGGGAUUAUUUCCAGACUCAAGCUCUUGAGAGACUUUACAAAAAAGCUGGAGGCCAAAUACCAGCGAUAAUGUGGACCAGCACCCUCACUCAGAAAGAGUACGUACUGGACCAUCUCUCGAAGGACAAAUACAUCAUUCAAAUUUGGACCACAGGAAACGAUGAACAAGUCACCAAUUUAUUGGACAACGGUUACAAAUUAAUUUUGAGUAACUACGACGCGCUCUACUUAGAUUGUGGCUUUGCUGGGUGGGUUACUGAUGGGAACAAUUGGUGUUCUCCUUAUAUUGGAUGGCAAAAAGUUUACGAUAAUAAACCUGCAAGCAUCGCAGGUAGCAGAAAAGAUCAGAUUUUGGGAGCUGAAGCCACCCUUUGGACAGAACAGGUUGACACCACUGCCAUAGACAGUCGCCUUUGGCCCAGGGCAGCAGCCUUGGCUGAAGUACUCUGGACAGAGCCUACUACGGAUUGGAAAGUGGCGGAACAAAGAUUUUUGGUGCAUAGAGAACGACUGGUUACCUUAGGCAUAGAUGCCGAUGGUAUUGAACCCCAAUGGUGCUUACAAAACGAAGAAAACUGCCGAAUAGGUGCGGUCUUCAACACAGAACAUAAAUAAACAUUACAUUAAUGUUUUAAUAAUUCUAAACCUGUCAAGCAUCCUCUAUCUGUGUUAAUAGUGUGUGAACCUCUAGAUACUUAUAUAAAUGAAAAUAAAAUUAGGUAUAUAAAAAGUUUGCAAUUA